AGUCCUCCUGUUUGCUCAAAGGAAAAAGUGGGACUAGCCGGGGAGAGAGAGAGAGAGAGAGAGAGAGAGAGAGAGAGAGAGAGAGAGAGAGAGAGAGAGAGAGAGAGAGAGAGAGAGAGAGAGAGAGAGAGCGCAGCUGAGCAGACAGCAGGAGAAUACUACCACACACACUUCAACUCAACUCUGGGCUCCCAGUCACUUGAGCUGUAGAAGUGCAUCAACUCUUGGACUUGAUAGUUUGCAUGGACAACCCCAAGUGAACACCUCGGCUACAGAUCGGUUUGGCCGGAGGCAGAGAGGUUGGCACAUUGCUACCCUCACUGCGCUACCAACACAGUGGGAGCUACAGCAGUGAGCAGAACCCGGACCUGAUCCAACUUCCCUGGGACUAAGAGACUGUGCAUUCCCCUUGAGCUCCUGGACACGGCCAGCCUGUGGGAUGGACAGAUCCCCUGCAUCUCCCGAGUAAGGCAGCGCUUCUGCUGGAUCUUGUUUUUUGGAUGUUUUGUUUUGGUUAUUGUUGUGUUUUUAGUGUGGCGACCACACCAGCGCUGAACAGGAGUGAGUAGAGCGUCCUGCGGUCCAUCUCCAUCUCCCUCUCCCUGCGCACCCCACCCUGAGAUUUCACAGACCCUCCUCUCCGCGUCUUCCUCUGGGCAGCCCGCGUGUCCCCUCUGCUACCCCCCCCCCCCCCCCCCCCUCUCCUCCCUCACACCGCCCCCCCCCCUUACCCCAUAGCCCUCACACCCCACCCCUCCCCGACAGAGCAGAAAGCGUGAAAAAUCUCACUAAUGGGUUUAUUUGCUGUCAGAUCUGUGCCGAUCUGUCAUUCCCAGACGACCGUUCUGCUUGAAACAUUUCAUAGCUGAGUAGCCCCCCUCCUGCCUCUCUCUCUGGCCAGAGGUAGUGGAGCCCCUGCAUCAUUCUGCUGGCCGAGAGAGCUUGUCAAACAGACAGAGAGAGAGAGAGAGAGAGAGAGAGAGAGAGAGACAGAGAGACAGAGAGAGAGAGAGAGAGAGAGAGAGAGAGAGAGAGAGAGAGAGAGAGAGAGAGAGAGAGACAGUCAGACAGAAAGAGAGAGAGAGAUAGAGAGAGACAGAGAGACAGAGGCAGCAGCAGCAGACAGUCUGACAGCAUCAGCGGACAGAGAGUGAAUUUGUCCCCUCCUCAGUUGGCCUUCCAAGGCAUCUACUCCCCAUCACCACCACCACAACCAGCACCACCAACAACAACACCACCACCAACACCACCACCACCACAAAGCCGGUUCCGACCUCCAGCAGAACCCAGUGGUUUCUUCCCACCAAGAUCUCUGAGCGGGUGCUGAGCGGAAGUGUGUGUGAAGAUGCGGGUCGGGCCCGGCCCACUAGCGGUGCUGGCCUUAGUGUUCUGGACUCAGUGUGUCCUCCUAGACGGGGUCGAGGCCAAGAAGGAGAGGAAGAGACCCAAGGAGGCCCCGCCACAACACACAGAGAACUCCAACACCACGCUGUCCAACAGUGAGGAGGUCGGAGGGACCAUCAAGGUAGGACCCCAAAAUGUUUCUGACAACCAGCGUGUUGACCCACUGGGAUCAUGGAUGGACUUUGUGAAACGACCUGUAGGCAACUUCAGAAAAUGCCCCAAACGGAGACGGCCCCUGCCCGGACCCCCCGGCCCGCCUGGACCACCAGGACCUCAGGGACCCCCUGGCUCUCCGGGGGCAGAGGUCACCCAGGAGGUGCUCCUCCAGGAGUUCAAGGAGAUGAUCAAAGAGGCCGCGGAGCGCAGAGCGUCGGCGCUGGAGCGACAGAGCAGCAGACCCAGCCUGCCGCCUCCGGCGCUGCUCGCUCUAGAAGGGAUGAGCUCGUACCGCCGGAUAGAGGAGGCCUUCCACUGCAAGCUGAAAGGCCCCGUGGUGAUAGACAAGAAGACCCUGGUGGAGCUGCAGAACUUCCAGACGCCUCCGGCGAAAGGAGCGUUUCUGAGAGGGUCGGGCAUGGACCAGUCUACUGGCAGAUUCACCGCACCCAUCACCGGGAUAUACCAGUUCUCUGCCAAUGUUCAUAUUGACCACAACGAGGUGAAGAGGAGCAAGAGCCAGCUGAAGGCCAGAGAUAACGUGCGUGUUCUGAUCUGCAUCGAGUCUCUCUGCCACCGAUACACGUCACUGGAGAUGAUUGUUGGCUUGGAAAGUAACAGCAAGAUAUUCACUGUCAGCGUGCAAGGUCUGCUGGAGCUACAGGUUGGACAGUACACAUCCAUAUUUGUGGAUAACGCUGCUGGGGCCUCCAUCACCAUACAGAGUGGCUCUGAUUACAUGGGCAUGCUGCUCGGUGUAUAGACGGUCCACCAACACCAGCACCAUCCAUCCACCCACCCACACAUCCCCAAGGACAGCCACUUAGAACUGCCCAUAAGGUGACACCUGUACCUUGUGGGGCAUCAAGGAUUAUUCAACUUGGAUUUACCGCUGGACUUUUUGCAGAUGUCGAAAAGACAGUAUAACAAACUUUCAUGGGCUGGAUUUGUAUCUUUACACAAUAAGCUGUCCCCCAUCCCAUCCAGGAUUAGGUUGGCCUCAUUGCACCCCAAUACACCAAUAGUUUAUUUUAAUCACACUAGAGUUCGGUGGAACAGUGAACCAUUCAAACAGUCACGCGAGGCCCUUCUUAGCGGCAUAGCAAAUGUGUGGGUCAGAAUAUGAUAAGGGGGACAGCAGCAUCAGAUAGAGAAAUAUAUGUUUUAUAAUAUAAUGUAUAACAUCAAGAUGUGUUUGGGUUUUGUCUUUGUGAUCCGUUUUCAUUCAAAAUGUAGUAUUUUCGUAUGUUUAAACAUUUGUCUACAUUAUUUGUGUUGUAAAGACUCUUUGAGUACACUGGACCGGUAUAUAGACCCAGGAUCUAAGAGAAGUUGGAUAUCCGAUGUAAUUACACUUUUUAUACUAUAUUGUUAUUUCAAAGAAUUCCAGACACAGAUAAACAUUUGGAGAUGACAGAGAAUGUUUAAAGUUCUUCUUUUGUUGUGUUUUGUGUAUUUUUGAGAAUCUUAUGAAUUCACCAGACAAGCAUUUUAUUGAACAUGGUUUUCACGUCUGAGGUAUGUUCAACGCCAUUGUGGGAGUUUCCACUUGAAUAUGAAUCACACUUAACAUUCCUGGAUUACAACAAACAAUUUUUCUUUUCAUUUAAUUCUGAAUUAACUGCAUCAUUUACCGUGAUUAGAGAUUACAUCAUUAAAUAAAUCUAGCGAUCUGUGAUUCACUUAUAAUACACCAUAGAUAUGUGUAAUAUUGUUCAUCUUGUAUCUAUAUUUUUCGGUAAAAUGUAUUAAUUUACCUGGGGGGGGGUGAAAAGCCUUUUCGCCUGGAUAUGUAAAAUUGUUCCAAGUCUGUUUCCACUUCAAUAUUAGCUGGUGUUACUUCUCUUUAUGAUAAUUUGAUUGUAAAUUACUCAGAAUUUCUUGGGGAAACACUGAGCUUUAAAAUAUGACCACCUCCUCUUGUGGUUUGAAUUAUAAAUCUCUGCCAUUUCAUUUCCAUAUACAUAUUUCCCGGAAA
Molecule: messenger RNA, 3538 nt
Organism: Gadus macrocephalus (Pacific cod)
Lineage: Eukaryota; Metazoa; Chordata; Actinopteri; Gadiformes; Gadidae
Gene: c1qtnf12
Product: C1q and TNF related 12
Exons: 8
Coding region: 1346-2323 (325 amino acids)
Molecular function (GO): hormone activity
Source: RefSeq, a predicted model, not a curated record